CUUGGAGAAGUACUCAUGACGUUUGCAAGUACCAGUGUAUCUCCGCGCUUGGUUGGGUCGACCGACACCAACAUGCGCACAGGACAUCCGACAUUGGACGGUGCGACUAAUCGUUUGGUAUGGCCUUGGUACAUUCACAUGUGCCUCUGCACGGGAGGUCUUCUUGUGUGCUGGUUUGCCAUGCUUCUGUCUCUUUCUAUCGUGCCCACAUCCACAGCUCGACUCGUCCUCCCAUGUUGCACAGCCGUUAUCGUUAUUCUUGGCGGCAUCGCUGUAUACGCGUUCUUGGCAUGGCUCUUGAUGCGUGUUCCAGUCACGUCCGAGUUUGGAUUCAAACUGUGGAAUCGACUCUUUCACCAUCCAGCCGCUCUGUCUCCCUUGCAUUCGUUUGACAACGACAGAAUCUUGCGAACUUUUGUCGAGAUGUGCACGUGGGUUGCCAUCGUGCUUGGGACGUAUGCGAUCUACCGCCGACCGCUCGUCGCCGUGCUGGUUGGUGGCAUUUCUGGUAUUUGGGUGGUGGCCAUCGGCGACUUUUUCGUUGUGUACAUUCGCGUCCAAAGUGAAUUUCAACGACGACAGCGGCCUCAACCUCUCGGCGACGACGACGGCAAAGCGAUGUCACCGUGGCGGCUGCAGUACGCUGUCAUGACGGUCUCGCUUGGUUACGUCGUCCUGGGUCUCGUUCGCCUCGUGUUCAACUUGGUCUGGUCUGCUGCAUCGGACUCGUCGGAAGCGACUGGGGAAGGCUCAAACUUGCUUUCUUUGCACAUCGACACGGGUGACCAGCAACUCAUAGCGUGGCAGUACAUGCUCAGUGUGCUGAUGGGCGUGUCGCUCAUCGUAACAAGCGAGCUCCUGAUGCUGUACGAACCAACGCGCGAGGCUGGCAUGGUGCUGCAAGCCCGCAUCGUUAACGCCAAGGCGAAUUGGCUCACGAACCCAGUUCGGUCCGUAGUCGAGGUCGCAUUUGUGUGUGGUGUGACAGCGGUCCUGAACCACUACGUGGACAACAUGACGCUGUCGCUACAAAUCGGCACCGUCAUGUGUACAGGCUUCAUCUUGUGCGGCGAGUACGCCGUGUAUUCCCGGGCGCGAGCAUCGCCUACCUUGCGUCCGCCAUACAACGAUCAUUGGAUGAAGGUGCUGCCUCUCCUGUCGUUGGCGGCGUUCAUGGUGUAUCAAAUCGGUCGGCUGUUUUUGCAGCGACAUCACGACAUCCUAACGGCGUUUGUCGUGCCGUCCUUGCUUGACCUCAUGGUCGUGGCAGCUGUGUCGAAAUCCGUGCGUUUGGACGACGUGUGGGCUCGCCUGCGGUCGUUUUGCCUCAACGCAACCCGUCACCCCGCCCGAACGACUCUGGAAGCGAUGGCGCACGCGUCGUUUCUUGCUGCGAUGAUGGGUCAACCCAACUCGGAUCAGCUGCCGCGCUGGACAAAGGUCGUUGCGACCCUUGCGUUCGACAUUGGGUUGGUGUACAUGCAGCGACUUGGCCCGAGCGUGUGGGACGCCAUCGAUGCCGUGCGAUAUGCGUCAUCCUGGCGCAUGGACGUCGAGGUAGUCGUACCUCGUGCCACGUCAUCGCGACCCGAACUCGCGCCCAACAGUACGCUCUUGAUUUGGGCCGUGCCGGAAGACGACGUUCUCGAGGCGGAUCCGUCGAUGUUUGCUGGGUCGCCGGGCAACCUGCGCAACCGUGAAAUCUGCCACAUCGUCCACGUGUCGACACUCAUCAACUUUAGUGUCAUGGUGUGUGUGUCGGUGGCUGGGUGUUGGUACGGCUUCGACCUCUUCCACCGUGUGGCCGGGAUCGCGUCGACCAUGGCCAUUUCCAUCUUUGUUUCGUGCUGUGCUGGCGUCGUGGUGGGCCUCUUCACGAGCUCAUCCCACGCGACGUUUCGAUUGCUACGACGCGUGGUUGUGCUGUCCAUCAAUCAGCAGUGCGUACUCCAUCCUGUCCAAGUCUUUGUCGAAGGCGCUGUGUGCCUCGGGGUUCUUGCUGGGACGUAUACCAUCUCUGGAACAUGGACGACGUCGGUCCUGCUCGCGACCGCAUCCGUGGUGGUUGUCGUCGGGGGAACGCGGUGGGUUGCGCAUCGGUGGUGGUGGCAGCGGUUCGUACCAACGACAGCAUCAACGUCGUUGCCGACCGAUCAAGCCACGUUUGCGGUCGUGUACUUUAUGGCACUGCUCUCGACGUACGCGCUGGGAAUGAGCUUAUUUUUCAUCUACAACUUCAUUGACCGCAUCGAAGUCGCGUUUUGCCUGGCGACGCUGUCGGGGGUCGUGUUUGUCGCCGCCAGUGAGCUGUGCAUUAUGUGGGGCCCGACGCGGGCAGCAGGCAUCGUCCUGCAGACCCGCGUGACGCACUGCGUUCAAAACUGGCAGGUUGAGCCGCUGCGAUCGUUCCUUGAGUGUCUUGUGUGGAUCUCAGUCACGUACGGCACGUUCGUGCUUUACCAUGACGUGGUCGUUGCGCUUCAUCUCGGCACGUUGUCCGGCAUUGUUGUCACCCUCGCUGGCGAAGUUUUCCGAAGCCAAUGGCACCUCCACCCGUCCCACCCGCAGAUAUCGCAAGACGGCAACGUGCACCAACGGCCCAAGGUCUUGCCGCUGCUUCUUUUGUUUGCCUACGUCGGGGCUGGCACGUUCCAGUGGAUUUUCGAGCACCUGCGACGGUUGGAAGUGACGGUGGCGCUCGCGACCGUUGCUGGCAUUGUGUUUCUGUGUGUCGCGGACGUGUUGGCGAUGUGGCGCCCGACUCGAUGGGCAGGUGUCAUCCUGCAAGAUCGGUUCUUGAAUGCCAGUGAGCAUUGGCAGAUGUUUCCCGUACGAAGUUUCGUCGAGUCGGGGUGUUUCUUGGGAGUAAUUUAUGGCAGUCACGCGAUCUACGGUGACUUGACCGUCGCCGUGCAGUGCGGUACACUAUCUGGGAUGCUAGUGACCUUGAUUGGUGAACAACUGAAGUCCCAUCGCCGCACGAUGUUGUCUGCUCCCCCGACUGGAGACAAGCAAAUAUUGCCGUUCCCCAUCAUUAGCGUGCUGGGUUUUGUGGGAUGCGUGGCGUUCAACACGAUCUACACACACCUGCGCAACAUCGAAAUGGCCUUUGUGCUCGCCACAACUAGCGGCGUUGUGUUUGUCGUUCUCGGCGACGUGUUUGUGUUUUGGGCUCCAACGCGGUAUGUUGGCCUCGUACUGCAAGAGCGCGUGCUGCAUGUCCCGCGAGACCUGCGGCAGUGCUCGUGGCGAGGCUGGUGGGAACUGACCGCGUGUACGGUCGCCCUGUCGGCUUCCUACUGCUACCUCUGGCAAGGCGACUUGCUGGUGGCCAUUCAACUUGGGACGUUCACGGCAAUCGUCGUGUGUGUCGUAAACGAUCGCAUUUUGAACUCGAUCAGCCAAUAUGAGCAAGCGAUGGUCCAUCAAGGCCAGUGGCAUGCCCAAGACCAGUCCAAGCUGCUUGCGAUGCCGUACGAAGUAUUGUUUGAAAUCGCGCGGAAUUUGCGUCCCGACGAACUCUUAGUUGUCCGCACGACCUGCCACAAGAUCAACACGCUGUUGCGUGCCGAGUCGAAGCGAUUUUGGCUCCAUGCGACGCUCCGACGCCAAUUUGGCUUGGCCAAGUCGACGCCGUCGCUCAAUACGCAUCGAUCGCUUAUCGUGGACGCAUGGACAGCGGUCGUCCCCAAGCUCUUUGCUCCGAGGUAGUGUCCGUCGUUCGAUGGAGCUUGAAGCCGUCUUCUAUAUCUUACGCACAUUCGUCGCCUUCUUUGACGUGCCAGGGAGCCGUCCACGGUUCUAUCGUCCAAGCUGGCGCACAACCGGGCGCUCAAGUGGGUGUUUCUGAAUGCCGACUGGAUUCGCGAGCAAAACCUACCCGUUCGCGACUCCCCGACUGUCGAGUACGUUGGAUUUGUAGAGUCGGUCAGUUUGUGGGCCUGACCUACCUGCGCAGGCUCGACGUGCAUGAUGCAGGCUUUGACGUGUUUCGCCACAUGCCAGACAAGGUUUGUCGGGAUGGAGCUGAAACACCAUGUCGAUAUAAUUGCGGUGGCGAUAGGAUUUGCUGGGUAUUGCCAUGACGCAGAACGCCAUGCUCGUGACGACCAAACUCUCCGUGCCUGGUCGCGUCUACGCGAGCAUUCAAGCCGAUCCGUUCAGUUUCGUCGUGUCCGAGACACUGUACGAACUCGAAGAGUUCUCGAUGUGGUCGCUGUGCUCCGUCGUCUUUAUCGCAAUGGUCGUGGCUUGUCUUGGCCAAGCCGCGGCCGGCCUCGUUGCGUCGGUGUCGGGCUCGUCGUCCCCUCCUGCUUAGGGCCGAGGUAUUUAUUUCAAAAUCCAUGGAAACUUCUUCGCUG
Messenger RNA from Aphanomyces invadans, 4361 nucleotides. RefSeq lists its product as hypothetical. Lineage: Eukaryota; Oomycota; Saprolegniomycetes; Saprolegniales; Verrucalvaceae. Gene Ontology annotation, molecular function: protein binding. The transcript has 5 exons. The record is from RefSeq and is a predicted model, not a curated record. The coding region runs from base 16 to 3711 and encodes 1231 amino acids.